AGCACAAACUCAUGCUUUGAUUGUAUUCAACUCGCUCUUUCCUCCUUCCCUUCUCGCUGUGUUUGAUCUCUGCACCGUAACCAAACGUCUCUCCUUUCUUUUUUUAAUAUGCUGUUGUCGCCGUCGUCGCUGAGGAAGAGCCGAACGCUUUCCCUUACUUUGGGGCCUACAACUUCAACGCACCUGAUGUGAGCGUACCGUGAGCGGUGGCCUCCCUUUUGUUUAGAUAUUUUCUUUCAUCUGCGGAACGCAAAGCACGCGUGUGUGUGUGCGUCGUCGUCGUCGUUUCUUUCUCAUCCUUGAAUGCCACGCGCACUCGCGCUUCCGUAGAAGAGGAAUAAAAAAACCUAAAAAGGCAAACAAGGAGAAGUCCUUCUUCCUCUUCUUCCUUUCUCUCCGUCAAACUGGCCUCUGAAGGAGACAACGACGGCUCCGUUGUCGCGGGGGACGAGAUGGUGGCGCUGCCCGCCUUCAAAUUCGUGUUUCUGGCGAUCCGUCAGGUGACGCGGCCGCUCGCCAAGCAAAUCGUGCAGCGGGCCAACACCAAACGUGCCUUGACGUACCGCAUGUGCAUCGGCCUCGGCCGCGUCUCCCUCGGUCUCUCCGGCGUCAUCGCGGAGUGGACCCGCGCCGAGGAACAAAAGCAGCGGGAGGCGAAGAAAAAGUCGGAAGAGGCGCAGGUGACGAGGCUGGCGCAGGCGGCCGAGGCGGAGAUGGAGAAGGCCGCGGAGAUGGCGAAGAGGGCCGCGGAGGCGGUGAUGAACGCGGUGGGGAAGCACAGCGCUGGCGGAAGCACUGCAGCAGCAGCAGCAGUGGCAACGCCGAAAGUGGCGCCGACCACGUCAGCGACUGCCCCUUCUUCCUCACCGGGAGAACACCCUUCACCACAACGACCCUCCACUUCAGCAGAGAGGACCUCUGCCGCAUCCUCACCGUCACCAUCGCCUUCGUCGUCUUCUCCUGCGAAUGCGGUGCUGUCCACCCCCGCCCCCGCCACCGCCGCCACCGUCACCCCGCGUUCUCGCUCCCUGCUGCGCAGCGUUGUCUACGGCCCGCAACUCAAGGACAGCCCCGCCGACACCUACGACAGCACCGUCUUUCUCGAUCCAACGCGGACGGUGGGGGAGGCGGCGCGGGUGUUCAUCCGCUACCCGGCGCGGAGCUCGUGGGACGUCUUCCGUCAGACCUUCUUGGCCCCGUUUCCGGAGGAUCGCCUCGUUGCGGCGGGUGCGGAUUUGCUGAUUGAGUUGGUCGCCUACACGGUCCUCUGCACGUUGCUAAUUGUGGAGCUGCUGCAGCAGUCUCGCACGACGGCGGCGAAGGAGGCCCACGUCAACGCGCGCCUGGAGGCGAUCGAGGCGAAGGUGAACGAGCUCGUGGAGCAGAACAACGAGUCCCGCGCCUACCCGCCGUUGGAGGAGCUGCCCCCGGUGCCGGAGCUGCAGGUGACGGGUCGUCUGAGCGCGCUGUGGGGCGCCGUGACGACUGGCGCGGGUCUUGUGGGGAGCGCAUUCUCCAGCAGCGACGACGACGAUGACGGCAGCAGCAGCAGCAGUCACCGCGGCAGUGCUGCUGAGGAGCGAGAACGCAUGUCCCAGAGCGGGAAAGUUGUCGUGCCCCGUCGGGAGGUCGGCUCGAACAUUGCCCGGGCUCCCCCGCGUGACCCCGCCGUGAAAGUGAGCAAGUACGAUGAAUCGACCGUUGUGCAGGUAGAGCUGGAGAAGCUUCUGCACGGCGUCCGCGCCGAGACGCGGGCGUGA
Messenger RNA from Leptomonas pyrrhocoris, 1760 nucleotides. RefSeq lists its product as hypothetical. Gene Ontology annotation, cellular component: mitochondrion. Gene Ontology annotation, biological process: regulation of lipid metabolic process. The transcript has a single exon. The coding region runs from base 453 to 1760 and encodes 435 amino acids. The record is from RefSeq and is a predicted model, not a curated record. Lineage: Eukaryota; Euglenozoa; Kinetoplastea; Trypanosomatida; Trypanosomatidae.